Messenger RNA from Gambusia affinis (western mosquitofish), 1959 nucleotides. RefSeq names its product P2Y purinoceptor 14-like. The record is from RefSeq and is a predicted model, not a curated record. The transcript is spliced from 4 exons. Lineage: Eukaryota; Metazoa; Chordata; Actinopteri; Cyprinodontiformes; Poeciliidae. Gene Ontology annotation, molecular function: G protein-coupled purinergic nucleotide receptor activity. The coding region runs from base 462 to 1505 and encodes 347 amino acids. Gene Ontology annotation, cellular component: membrane. Gene Ontology annotation, biological process: G protein-coupled receptor signaling pathway.
GGAUUCAGCUCUGCAACAUGUCUGCUCUUGUCUGAUCACUUCAGAGUUUCUGGAGAUGUUUUGAUCCUUCUGUGUUUGGUUUUAAUUUAUAUUUCUGUGUGAAAUGUGAGCAGAUAUGGAGCUGAAAUAAAAACAACUGAAUUUUUUACUACCUCAGUGAAACCAGCCGUUUGGUUUCCUCCUUCAGUCUUUACAACAGACGGACCCUUCAGUGCCAUCUGGUGGCCAUUACAACUCAUCACACCCAGCGGCGGACUAAAGCAGGUUCAGCAGUGAAUACGUGAACUGGCCGUGCUGAGGUUUAGUUGUAUGUGCCGGUGGGAAGAGUUUGUCUAUUUUUAACUUCUGAACCAGAGCAGCACCAGCUGGUUGGAUUUCAGAGUCCUGGACUGCUGGGGUGCUGCGGGUCCAACCUCCAGCAGAAAUCCCGUCUGAACGCAGAGGACCUUUACAUCCUCAGGAUGGAAGGAUCAGUGAUGACCAACAACAACUCCACCGUCUGUAAUCCGGUCAACGAAUCGUCUCUUCCUGGAUUCAUCUUCUUCUACAGUUUGGUGUUUGUGGUGGGUUUGAUCCUGAACAGCUACACCUUGUGGUUCCACCUCUGCCACGCUCGGCAGAAAGUCCAGAAGAGCUGGAUGAUCUACCUGAGGAACCUGACAGCAGCCGACUUCCUGCUCUGCCUCGGACUUCCCCUCCGCAUCGCUGACUACGCAGGCAGGUCCGACAAAGUUCACCUGUUCUACUGCACCUUUGGAGCCCCGGUCUUCUACAUCAACAUGUACAUCAGUAUCCUUCUUAUGGGCUACAUCGCCGUCAACAGGUACAUGAAGAUCUUUCAUCAUCUGAGGACUUCCUUCCUGAUGACGGCUCGAGCGGCCCUCUUCCUCUCCGGCGCCACCUGGGUCUUCUUCCUGGUUCCGACGCCUGUUUACAUCAUCCUGAUGCUGAACACAGACAAAGUUUUUUCUGGUGCCAGCACUUGUGAUGUUUUGCAGAGUGAAUCAGUCCACGUAUUGUACAAGCUUUUUCAUGCUGGUGCUGCCAUCAUCUUCCUGUCAGUGUUCUCCUCUCUGGUCUUCUGCUACUGCAGCGCCUCCCGCAGGGUUUUGCAGAUCCAGCGGAGGCAAGAGGGCUCCUUCAACUCCAACAAGCUUGUGAAGUCUCGCAGGAACAUGUUGGUGUUAGUCAGUGUGUUCUGCGUUUGCUUUCUUCCCUAUCAUCUGGUUCGACUUCCGUACAUCAUAUUUCAAGAACAGUGCUCUGUGGUGCUCUAUUACCUGAAGGAGGUGACUGUCCUAAUAUCGGUUUUUAAUGUCUGUCUAGAUCCUCUGAUUUACGUCUUUCUUUGUAAGGAGUUCAGGGCCCAGUUGAACCUGCAGCACAUGUUCUCCACUUCAAAAGACAACUCAAGCGUCUCAGUCUCAGAGGCUGAAGAUGAAGCUGAGAAAUGGGAAAGCAACAGAGCCAGCAGUGAAAACGCAGAAUCCCAUGAACUGAGAUAAAGAGAAAUGGAUGGAUGCCAUCAGUUUGUCACCCAAACUGAAUUCAAGACAGAAAGCUGUGAAGUAUGAAAGUGUAGAUGUCAUAGUAUGGAGAUUCUUCUUUUACCAUGGUAUCAAGUUGGAAUGCUUCAAAAUAAAGAGACCAAGCUGCCGCAGUGCAAAGGGCAAGUCCUUCAGCGAGUCCUUUAUCUGUUUAGACGCGCCAGAACCUGGUGGAGUCCACAGCCACGCAGUUCUCAGAAACAAAUGGUUAAAAAAUAAAAAUUAGCUCAGUUACUGACAAGAAAGUUGAUUGAUUAGAACACUUUUCCUUUUAUAGCAAAUGUUUGAGCUUGUAAAGAAAAAAAUGCUGCAGCUGCAUUUCAUGGUUGAGUGAAACCAAACAUGGUAAAAAACGUUCUUCAUCUUUUGAUUUGAAACAAGCUGAACUCUGUUUGCAUUUGAAUGUAUGGAA